This is a messenger RNA of Arctia plantaginis, 453 nucleotides long. The record is from the annotation of a GenBank genome assembly. NCBI's taxonomy places the organism in Eukaryota, Metazoa, Arthropoda, Insecta, Lepidoptera, Erebidae.
AUGAGUGUUGAAGUUUCAGACGCUGAAGAAGAAAUAUUAGUGUAUGCCGAAUUUGAAGAUAGUGUAAAUAUUGAAAAAUAUAGAGCUGUUCAUGUCUUGGGUGUCGACGAACAGAAUCCUAUUAUACAAAUGGAUGAUACUUUUUUUACAGGAAAGUAUGAAAAUGCGUUAGGUACCUAUAUGUUUUUUGAAGAGGAUCCAGAGCCAAAAACUGACGAUCCAUUAUUUGACAAACUGCCUGAAAAAAACUUGAAGUAUGUAUGCAAGACACGAAAGUAUUUAAAUAUGGAACAUGCCUAUAUCACACCUAAAGAAGGUCAUUCUCUCCAGAAUCAAAAACAAGAGCCACAGGAUGAUAUAGAAGCAGUAAAUUUUAAAUCAUUACAAGAAGCUAUUGAUAAUUUUAAGAAUCUUUUUGAAUCUGAUGAAGCAAAAGAUAAAGCAAAAUCUUAA